Bufo bufo (common toad) is the source of this 4136-nucleotide messenger RNA. It is a transcript of the gene WDR97, whose product is annotated as WD repeat domain 97. NCBI's taxonomy places the organism in Eukaryota, Metazoa, Chordata, Amphibia, Anura, Bufonidae. The record is from RefSeq and is a predicted model, not a curated record. The transcript has 21 exons. Gene Ontology annotation, molecular function: protein binding. Bases 207 to 3644 code for a protein of 1145 amino acids.
CACCUCUCCACAUGUGCACACGUGUUAUGCUGCAUGUGGGACCAGUGUGUGGGAGUAUGACGUUAGUGAUGGGACCCUGCGGAGCGUAAGGAGACACCUGCACUCCAGGCCGAUCAGCCAUCUUCUGUUCUCCGAGCAGCUUCGCCUCCUAAUAUCCAGGAUCUAGAGAUGGAAGCAUCAAGGUCUGGGAUGAUGCAGCUCAGCUUAUGGCCGUGUAUGUGGGACACACAGGUCCUGUCACCGGGCUGUCUCUCACCUCUUCAGGGACGGUCCUUGUCUCUGGGUCAGAGGAUGCUUCUCUGCGGAUAUGGGACCUCACCACCCUGGAGCAGAUGGAGGAGCAGCGAGUGUCGGAGUCUCUGUUGGGACUGGAUGCUUUCUGCAGCAAUGGGCACUAUAUUGUUUCCUAUAGUAGCCAUGAGCUGCAUGUCUGGCAAGUCCAUAACUUGUACCAACUGCACUGCCCCCUGGAACCUCCUGUGACCAGCAUUACUGUCAGUGAAGAUCUCACGCCCUCCAGAGCCCUGUGUGUCUGCGCAGAUGCUACUGUGUGGCUCAUAUCUUCAUCCACGGGACAGGUGAUAGCAGCCCUGGAGGGAGGCGAGCGGCUGCUGGGUGCAGAAUACUGCGCACUCCAAGGCACGGUCUAUGCACUGCUCAGAGAUGGACACCUAUUGAAGGCCACUGCCCUGACCCAUCCCAUGCAUGUGGCUAGUAGGGUGAAGGUCAGCAGUCCACACAGUCUCCCCUGCUGCUUUAGCCUGUUCUCCUGCGCAGUGGACAAGGAGGCAGCAUUCACUGACAGCAAAGCAGGGAGCAAGCAGCAACCACAUGAAGGUUCAGGAGAGAAAGAACAAUUGUGGAACAGGAAAAAACCCAGAUUCUUCUGUAUAAUUGGAUACGAUGAUGGCAAUCUCCGAGUGUAUAAUGGCUACUCAAACCUCCUGCAGUGUGAGAUCGAGGCACAUAAUCCCGGCCAAGUCACCUGUCUGAUGUCCAUCCCGGGGAACCAUACCAUCAUAUCGGCUGGGUCCGAUCUGACAGUGAAGGUCUGGAGAUUCUUCCCAUACAGUGAGGAGAGCCUGAGUCUGUGUAUGAGCUUUUAUUGCGCUCAGCAGGUUGGACGCCUGUGCUCCCUCAAUUCUCAGCUCUUUGUCGCCUUCCACGACCCAUCCAGUGCAACCUACACGCUUGUGCAGUACUGUCUGAAGACUGGAAGACGAAACGACCACCCGUCUGGUGACGACCAUCAGGACCAGAUAACAGGUCUUUGUGCCAGCUCGGGACUGGGCCUAGUGGCCUCAUGUGGAAGAGACAGAACCAUCCGCCUCUGGACAGAGGACAACCGCCUGCUCAGGACCCUUCGUCUCGAUGCUCCACCUGAAAGCCUCUCCUUCUGCAGCAGUCCAGGUGAGGAGCUGCUGCUGCUGGUGGGGAUUCAUGGGCACAUUUGCCGGAUCGGCCUGAUGAAGUUGCUGCCUCAUCCAUACAAGCUGAAGGUAAUGUGCCUGGAGUCUCCCCCUGAUGCUUCUGAUCCCACCAUUCCUGCCCAGUCCAAUCUGACAUAUGGUUGUACAGAGGACAUGAAGAGGCGCACACAACCCUGCAGCCUCCCGCACAGGACCGCAGGGGACGGUUUCUAUGAUUCUGUGGAGAAAACUAAACAAAAUAAAACAGUACAAGAAGCAGGAGGAGGGUGCGGGAGACCGGGGCAGGGAGCCGACGCCUCGGCCAUGUCUCAGGAGUGUGGGAUACUAAGCUCCAGGGACCAGGAGCUUCACCUCAUCCAGAUGGGAAAACUGAGAUCCCGAAAAAGGACGAAGAACAACAAAGAGACCAAUCGGGAAGCCAUGGAGAAAUAUCUCCAGAUCAUCUAUGAGGAGAAACCGAGCUAUAGAAUUCCUGAACAGGAUGAUUUUGAUGCAGAAGAUCUGCUGAUGGCCUCAGGGAUUCAAGAGCCAAAAAUAAUUCCAUUCUUUCCGUUGGAGAGCAAUCGAGGAUUCUUCACGGAUUCAGCAUUAGGAUUCUCAAUUGAUUCCUUACCCAAACCUCUCCAGGCUUCGUUUUUGGCUUCCGGAGUCUUUCCAAACUCUGCUCUUCUCCAGAUGCUUUGGCCGAUGAAGAUUGGGGAGAACCUGAGACCAAAGAAAAGAAAAAAUGAGCAGAAGAUGAAAUGCACACAACCUGCGGAACCAAAUGAGAAAGAGAAAAGGAGUAACGACGCUGAGCAGACAAUGGAGGAGACGACCGAGGGGACGACCGAGGGGACGGCCGAGGACAUAGAUGAAAUACCGCCCAUCCUUCAGAACAUUCUAACCAUGGCAAAUGCAAAAAGAGCCUCGCCUCCUGUACCUGAGAUAAGUUCUCUUCAGUCACCUCCUGCCCAAGACCAGAAGCCGGCGAGAUCCACAAGGCCACAGAAAACCAAGCUGUCUCGGAUUCCAAGGCCACCCCCAGUUCAGGCAAAGGAGCCCGCCAUCCCGAUGCAGCUUCCUCCAUCACCUCCUCGACUGCCUCCCCCGGCAGACGUUGUAGACAGGCCGCCUGCUGCUUCUUCAGCAUCCUCCCAGAAAGACGAGCUGCGUGUGAGGAGCCCGGAGGGCCCACAGAUCCCACCAUUCAUCCUGCAGUUCCAGGAUCAGAGCUGGUUCUCCCUGGUUCUCCCUGAAGCCGAGGCACAAUAUUCAGAGUUUCAGCCCCGCCUCCUGCACGCAUUUCUCCAGGCUGGACAGCCAAUGAGAAGUCAGCUUCUAUGCGCGCUCCAAACUCUGUACCAACAAGGACACCUGAAACACCUAGAGCUCGUUUUCCAAACCCUCAGAGACGCCAUCAACGUAGCAGACCUGACGGUGAUUGAGGACCAGGAGUUUGUCUGGCACUGUCUACGCUUCAUGAAUGAUCUGUCCCAGGCAAGAAAAGAGCUGAUUGUGGAGCUAUUGGUGAUGUGUGUGCAGCUUCAGGACCCACAUAGGGGAAGGUUCAUUGCGCUGUUCCAUGAAUUUGGUGUAUAUGACCCCCAUGGGUUUAUUGCCAAGAAGUGUCGUUCCUGGGACAAUUGGGAUGAGACAAGAAAUAGCAGAGAAGCUCUGAGGAAAAUAUGUGAGGACUGGCUGCAGCAGUGGACUGAUCGCCUGAUGGACCACCUCCAUGCAGGGACCAUCUGGAAUAAAGAGCCACGGGCAUCACAUGGAGGAAAGAGCAUCAAAUGUCAAACAGUGAGAAGUCUGGGCGGUAACAGGACAAGACAGGAAGAUCUUUCAUACGAUGUCACAGCCAUCGAUGUUCUGAAUUAUUAUUGUGAUGUCCAGAUGAAGAGAGAGCUGGACGUGUUGAGGGACUGUGAACUAAAGCAUGGAAGCACGGUGCUGGCCCUGCCACCCAUAGACAGAAGGCGAGCUUUGCUGCGGCUGGGAGAGACUGGGAUGCACCGAAGACAAAGGGACCAAGCAGGUGGGAGCUUUCCUGCAGUUCGGCCACUUUGUUCUGAUAUCAUCCCAUUUAUUAACCUGCCUGUGAAGAAGGUGACCCUCAGCCCGUUCAUCAGCACUGAGGAUGCCCCCACGAGGACUCGUUUCACCGGCUCCCUCAGACAAGACAUUCAGCGAUAUUUCAUGGUCCAGCAGUCAUACAUUCAACGAUAUUAGAGAUGCUGAGAAUGAAGAACAGCCAUCGACCCACUCAUAAGCCAUCAGUAAUGGAAGCUCCACCCUGGAAUGAGCAUCGUGACUUAAAAGACAGGGAUUAUACUAAGAAUCCGUAUGCCAUAGAACCAGUCAUUGAGGUUCAGCCACCUCAACCAGUCCGCCAUUCCAGAUUCCAGUCCUCUAAAUUCUCUUCUGAAGUUUCUGCUAUUAUCAGUCUUCUUCUACUAAAGAGUCAUCAUCCAGCGGCGCCAUGGUGCGGCACUGAGGCUUGCUGAGCCAGAGCUUUCUUCUAAUAUUUUUACUUUUUAUUUCCUGAUUGUAUAUUUGUAUUCUAUUCUCUGUACAUGAUUAUGGGGGUGGCCAUCUUACCUGAGCCGCUGUUAACAGCAUUUAGAUUUAUGCCUUAGAGCAGCGACAUGGACUCUAGACACAGCAGACUCGAGGGGGACUUCAUUUACUGGUACAGGUCACUGUACAGGGAGGGGAAGUAGA